CGCAGGGCCUUGCCUGUUCUGAGUGCCUUGAAGAGGGAGCAGAGGGCACAGCUAAAGAAGCAGCUGGCUCAAAGACUGAUAAGGACUAUGGCUGCCACCCCCACAUCUCGCACUCACAUCAAGAAGUUGGCCAUGGAAGCAGAAGUUCUGACUGAGAAGGGAAACACUGUGCCCCAGCCUGAGGCCCGCCCCUGUGCAACCCCCCAGGAGGAGAGCUCCCAGGGGCCUCUGCUGCUCAGCUGGCCCCUAGAGCCUUCAUCUCUGCCCUCUACUCCAGCCAUCCUGGAGCAGCAACUGGUGGCUUCUCUUUCUGGGGAGCCUCAAGGGCACCCUGCCCUGCCCAGCAUGUGCCCAAGUCUGAUCCUCAAUAACUGUGCCACCCCUGACCCUCUUCUACUGCAGCCACAGGUGCCCAGUACCUCCGAUGAGGCUUUGCUUUCUGCCACCUUAGAAUGGGAGAGAAAACUGGAGGCGGCCGGGGCUCUGCUGGCUCUGAAGAACUCUCCUUGGGCUCCUCCUGAUGCCCUCCCCCUGCACCAGCCCUGCAGCCCAGGAAGACCUACAGGCAUGCUGAGGGGCUCAUCUAGAAGGAGAUCUGGUCCCUGCCUUUUGGGAGCUUGCAGUCUACAUGUGGAGACUGCAUGCCUUCCCAAGCUGUAUUUUGCAGCUCUCGCCGGAGAUAGAGGACUCCAGCUUCCCAGCCCCUCUGCAGGACCCAGGAGAGCGAACUACACUUCAGUGGCUAUUGGACGUAUGGGCUGCAUCUUCCUCUUGACAUAAGCACCCAGAAGAAGAGGCCUCACUAGAGCACUGCCUAUUUGGUGUCCUGUUUCUGAAAGUGCAAAAUGGUUAAUGUUCAAAAUGCUUAACGUCUUUUUUUAAGCUUUCAGGUGUUUUAUAAGUUUUUGGACCCUUUCUAUGCCAUGGGGCAAUUCUUUGACGGAGGUUGAAUAUUCUUGUUCCUUCAUUCCUUAAUUCUUUAGAUGCUGGACCCUUUUAUGUGACUGAGAAAAACAAGGUUGUACAACCUAAGCUAAUUGGUCUCUCAAUGGGGUUCUGAGAAUUUUUAUUUGUCCUGUGAUUUUGCCCGUAUGUGCACACUCAUGUAUGCACCUCUGAGUGCGCGUGGAAACAGGAGGAUGUUUUCGCUUUGUGUCUGGGUUUGUGAACAAAUAAUAAACGGUUCUUGUUGCAAGGCACUGAGAAAUACAGCUUGUAUGUCACCACAGUAUAACCUAGACAAUCCUGACUCUGAUAGACUAGUUCAAUCCAUGUGUCAAAGCGCGAGGUAUUUUACUGAAAAAUGGGGAGUUUACAUGGCUAGAUGAGAGCAAGGUAGAGGUGAAUGAGUAGCAAAUACAUUCAUUGAGCAAUGGAGCACCUACCCUCUGCCUGGCGUGGACUGUUUCCGGUUGUCCAGAGGGCCACAAAUGGUAAAGCCUGCAGGAUAAAGCAGCAGAUCAGGUAAAUGAGUAGCGCAGGCCAGAUGGGCUCUGGCCCAUGGACAGUGCAUGCUCUGCCUAAGGGGCAGUUCCUGCUUGGGGCAGGAAAGUGGCCUCAUUGUUACCAAAUCAACAUUGUUACCAAGCCAAACAUCAGUGCAAGUCAACUUUGACCAAGGGAAAACUGGCAUAAUCCUAGUCCAAUGUGAAUCUUACAGUCGGGGGAACCGAGAACAAUUAGGACAAGAAGAAUCAAAGAGGAGAAAUGAAUUAGAGUCAGGCCUUCCUUUUGAAGGACCCAUGAAAUGCGAGACAAAGGCACUACCUUUCAUUUAUUCUCUGUUCACUGUAUGCUAAGCACACACGACCGACCUCUCAGCAACUCUACAAGCUGUGUUGAACAACUGGCUCACAAACGUCUGAAAGUUUAACGGUCGGCUCCAGCACUCCACUGGUUUUCACCGUUGCCCAGAAAGACUUCUCUUCCAAAGCAUGUCUCACUAAUACUGCGUGGCCAUAAAAGGCCGUGACUUCUGGUUUCUGACCAAUAACAGCUUAAAGCAUGUGGGAGAGAUCUCCGACACAUAUUGAACAGAAUGAAUAGCCAAAAGUGUUUAUGUAGGCAUGUGCAUUCCUGGAGGGGGCCAACAUGGGUAAAAGUGAGUGGCAGGGACACCAGAAUUAGCUUUUAAACCCCAUGCAGGAGUGCAUUCAUCAGAUUUCUUCAAGGUUAAGGGAAUGAGGUCAACUGGUGUUACCUGGCCAUUGAAUCUGUGUCUCUCAUUAGAGGCGGGGUUCCCGACUCUCCCUCUUCCUGCCUAGGUAAAUGCCACAUCAGGUACCAUACAUAAACAUAUCCACCUUGCCCUCUUUCUCUGUAAAAUACGACCUUGAGGCUACUUGCUCACCAAGUAGAGAGCAGUGUUAUGAGAACAGUGUUGUAUCAGGGAAAGGAUGGAUAUGUUGACUACACUAUCACUGCCUCUCGUGAAGUAUUUAAAGCCACUUGUAUAAAACAUGUUUCUGAAAGCACUGCUUGCUCCCGUGUUCUUGUGGUGAAUGGAAAUAGGAACCAUAAUGUAAUGCCGGUAGUAAAGUGCUUAAAACAAAUGAAUUGAAGGAAGUUUCUAUCUUACUUUCUUCGUUACUGAGACAAAAUACCCGACGCCCAAAUUGAAAGUGAGGCAGGAAGCCGAAAGAGAUGCACUCUCUUCUCUCUCAGGGAAAUAGAGACCAAAAAUAACAGCCUGUGGAG
Molecule: messenger RNA, 2697 nt
Organism: Heterocephalus glaber (naked mole-rat)
Lineage: Eukaryota; Metazoa; Chordata; Mammalia; Rodentia; Bathyergidae
Source: RefSeq, a predicted model, not a curated record